UAUAUUUGGUACGGGCUGAAACGGGCUUUCGGGCUUUCAUAAACUAUAUUUUAAUGCUCCUUUUAAUUUUUCUUUGAACUUCCCCGCCCAGCUUGGAGGAUAAAAGUUAGGGAAACGCCUUUGAAUUGAUGAACUUUUUUUUGAUCUCCAGUUCUCCACUAUUCUGAAUCCUCUGUAAAUUGGAUGAAUGAAUUCCCCAAUUCCUUGCAUACUCAUUCCAUCACAUGAAAUUAUUUGGUGUUUAUCCUGUACUGCUAAAUUCUUGCUUCCUCUCCCCUUACUUUCUCUCUCAAAAAAUCCAGCUCCUUUCCACUUUACCCAGAUGGAACACAAGCACCAGCAACCUCCACAUUACAAACCCAAUUCUCCUUUCAAUGGAACAAUGUUCUUCCAUGUCAGAACUCAAGCAAAUUCAAGCUCAAAUGACACGCAAAGGUCUCAUCUUUCACGUCUUUCCUGUUAGUAGAAUCAUAGCCUUUUGUGCUAUAUCUAAUCAUGGUGACAUGAAUUAUGCCCGUUUGAUUUUUAAUCAAAUUCCUAAUCCAAAUGUUUAUAUCUGGAAUACUAUGAUUAGGGGUUAUUCCAGAGCUAAGAAUCCUGAAUUGGGUCUUUCAAUUUUCCGCAAAAUGGUUAGAGAAGAGGUUGAAAUGGAUGGGAGAAGCUUUGUUUUCGCGCUCAAAGCUUUCGGUCUGUUUUCGGGUUUUCGAGAGGGUAAAUCAAUUCAUUGUCGAAUAUGUAAACUGGGGUUUGAUUCCAGUGUAUUGGUGCAAAAUGGGUUGCUCCAUUUUUACUCAGAUGGUGGGUUUCUGGGUUGUGCACGCAAGGUGUUUGAUGAAUGUCCUGUGAAAGAUGUAGUCACUUGGACUGCAAUGAUUGAUGGUUAUGUGCAGAAAAGUAACCCAGAUGAAGCUUUAAACCUCUUUGAUUUAAUGGUGUGUGGUGAGAUUGUUCCCAAUGAAGUUACUAUGAUCACAGUACUAUCAGCAUGUGCUCUAAAAAGGGAUUUGGAUUUGGGUAGAAGAAUGCAUGGUUAUAUAGAGAAAUUCAAUGUGAAAUGUACUUUAAAUCUGAUAAAUGCGUUGUUAGAUAUGUAUGUUAAAUGUGGUUGUAUGAUGACUGCAACAAGAAUUUUCGAAGAGAUGAAGUUUAAAGACGUGUUUUCAUGGACUAGUAUGGUGAAUGGUUUUGCUAAGCAUGGUGAAUUGGAAAUGGCUCGAAAGUAUUUCGAUGAAAUGCCUGUGAAAAAUGUUGUUGCUUGGAAUGCAAUGAUUUCUGGGUAUUCUCAGAAUAACCAGCCGAAAAAUGCCUUGAAAUUGUUUGAAGAGAUGGUGAAGGAAGGUUUAAUUCCCAUUGAUGAGGCUACUUUGGUGCCUGCCUUUUCUGCUUGUGCUCAAUCAGGUUGCCUAGACUUAGGGCAACAGAUUCACCACCAUUAUGUAGUCAACGCGUUGAUAGUCAAUAGACCUGAUCAAAAGACGGGCCGGGUCGGGUUAAGCUCCAUGCCAAUUCCACGUGACCAAAACCCGCUAUUUCGGGCCAAAAGUGACAGCCUUUUUGGGACGGGUCACGACAUGAAAAUCAACCAUUAUGUCCAUCAGAACCGAACUGAAUUAAGUAUGUCUGCAGGCAACGCGCUGGUAGACACUAGACCUGAUCACAAGACGGGCCUGUACGGGUUCAUGCCGGGUCAGGACAUGAAAACCAACCCUUUAAGUCCAUCCGGGCCAACUUUGUGUGCCCAAAACCCGCUAUUUCGGGCCAAAAGUAGCGGCCUUUUCGUGCCAACUAAAAGUGUAGUUUUAAGUGUGUCUGUAGGAAACGCGUUGAUAGACAUGUACUCCAAAUGUGGCAGAAUCGACAUAGCAGAAGACCUCUUCAAUGAGAUGCCAAACAAAGACUUGGUUACAUAUAACUCCUUAAUUGUUGGGUACUCAGAUCAUGGGAAGGCUAACCUAGCUCUAACCCUCUUCAACAAAAUGACAGAUCAGGGCAUUAAACUUGAUAAUAUUACCUUCAUUGCCAUCCUAUCAGCCUGUAGUCAUGCUGGUUUAGUUUCCAAAGGAAAGGAAAUCUUCACUGAUAUGCAGCAGAAGUUUGGGUUGCAGCCAAAAGCAGAACACUAUGUAUGCAUGAUUGAUUUACUUGGCCGUGUUGGAUUAUUAGAAGAAGCCUAUGACAUGAUAAGAAACAUGCAUAUAGAACCUGAUGAAGCCGCGUGGGGGGCUUUGCUUAACGCGUGUAGAAUCCAUGGAUAUGCUGAUUUUGGUAAAUAUGUUGCUGAAAAGUUAAUUGAUCUGAAUCCGGAUGAUAGUGGGACGUAUGUGGUUCUAGCAAAUUUAUGCGCGAAGGAGAAAAGGUGGGUGGAUGUAAGGAAUGUUAGGAGUAUGAUGAGAGAAAAGGGUGUAAGGAAAACUCGAGGUCAUAGUUUUAUUGAGGUGGAGGGUGAUUUCCAUGAAUUUUCAGCUGCAGAUGAUUCUCAUCCUAAAUCCAAGGAUAUAUACAAAAUGUUGAAGGAUGUGUUUGUUAUGUCUAAUGUGGAAGAAGAUGAAGCAAGGUGUAAGGUUGCGUUCAUAUGACCUUUGCUUACCUAGCUUGUUGUGGGAGCCCCUUUGAAGGCACUGGGAUAACGAUAAUGAAUGAAUAUUUGCACUGUGGAAACAUCCUCUCUGCAAUUGCAGGGGUAAGGUUGCAUACGUUCGACUCCCCUUACCCUGUUUGUCGUAGGAUCCCCUUUGAAAGCACUGGGAUAAUGAUAAUGAAUGAAUAUUUGCAAUGGGCUAGGUUGCGUACGUCUAACUUCCUUAGCCUGUUUGUCGCGGGAGCCCCUUUGAACGCACUGGGAUAACGAUAAUGAAUGAAUAUUUGCAGUGUGGUGCACUAUUUUUUAUGCCUCUUCCAUGAUAGUUGAAGAACAGGGAUUCGCCUUGCAAGAGGGUGGCGAAACGGGUAAAACGCCGAUAAAGAAACAUGGUAGUGAUAAUAAACCAAACGCAACAUCCAUGCAAUGUAAGACAAGCAAAAGAUAAAACCCUGACUUUCACUAAGGCAGAUCGUGUGUCAACUAUUCCUGACCCACGACCCACAAAACCCACCCAUGACCCACCCAACCCGCCUCGUUGGCCAUCACUACUCAAUAGUGCAUUGGAUGAGUAGUGGAAAUACUUGGAACACCACAAAAUAUACUGCUCUUUGCCAACAUCAUGAAGUUGAAAUUUAACAAAUUCCACAUUGAAAUACUUGUAACACCACAAAAUAUUCUUCUCUUUGCAAACAUCAUCAAGUUGAAAUUUAACACAUUCUACAUUGAAAUACUUGUAACACCACAAAGUAUACUUCUCUUUGCAAACAUCAUCAAGUUGAAAUUUAACAAA
This is a messenger RNA of Spinacia oleracea (spinach), 3371 nucleotides long. Its product is annotated as pentatricopeptide repeat-containing protein At1g08070, chloroplastic-like. The coding region runs from base 225 to 2576 and encodes 783 amino acids. The transcript is spliced from 2 exons. Gene Ontology annotation, molecular function: protein binding; RNA binding. The record is from RefSeq and is a predicted model, not a curated record. Gene Ontology annotation, biological process: RNA modification. NCBI's taxonomy places the organism in Eukaryota, Viridiplantae, Streptophyta, Magnoliopsida, Caryophyllales, Amaranthaceae.